Molecule: messenger RNA, 459 nt
Organism: Penicillium olsonii
Lineage: Eukaryota; Fungi; Ascomycota; Eurotiomycetes; Eurotiales; Aspergillaceae
Source: the annotation of a GenBank genome assembly
AUGGCCCGUUUCAGUCUUUCAUUCCUCGCUGUCCUGUUUGUCCUGGCCGCUGUGGCCUUGUCAGUGCCCGUGAAGCGUGAUGAAGGCAAAGCUGCUGCCUUCAGCCUCGAGAGUGCCCUAGGCCCUCUGGAGGGCGCCACCAAGCUUAUCCCCGGUCUCGACAAGGAUGACGGAAAGCCCAAGCUCACUGCCGAGGAAAAGAAGCAGAAGAAGGAGCAAGAAGAAGAGCAGCAGAAGAAGGAUGACGAGGCGACGAUCGCCAAGGCCAACAAGAAGAUCGCUGAGGCUGAUGGUGAUGCCAAGCCCACUCCUACAGCCACCCACAAGAACAAGGUCUCGUCGGGCAACUUUGUUACUCCCUCCGCCACUCCUACUCACAAGGCCAAGUCCAAGCCCAACUCGCUGAGCAAGAUCCCCAUCAUUGGUGGUAUCCUCGGCGGAUCUGGAGUCGGUCUGUAA